AUGCACAGGCCAGUCAAGUCUGGUGGAGCGGCUAUUGCCAACAUACGGUACUCCAAGCAUGCCAGCUACCAAAUAGUCCGCUACUCGCAGUCCGGUCAGGUCGGCAACAACGCGGAUAGAGAAGACGCCCUGUCUCACAACGAAAAAUUCACCGAUCCUGAAGAGAAUAUCGAAGAUCACAACAUUCAUGUCCGUGCAUGGCUGGAUGGAACCAUUGUCAUCGACGUCAGUGGAGGGCAGACGAACAUUCAAAUCACAACCUCGGCGUCAGAUUGGUCUGGCGGCGAAAGACAACACAAUCUUUUUUUGAUAAGGCGUACAACCAGGCUCAAAUCAACUUCCUUGAAACAUGAGGAGGGAAUCAAGACCUCCAGUGUGUCUUCCGAGGACGGACACAAUGGCAUGCAUGUCGCUGUUGGCGGCUUCUUCCAGGGAAGCGAGUACAAAGCCGAUCCCAUCCACGGCACAAACGGAUACAUAGGCGUAAACGAGACUGCUAGCUAUGAUCCCAUCUUCUAA
Messenger RNA from Colletotrichum gloeosporioides, 519 nucleotides. RefSeq lists its product as uncharacterized. Lineage: Eukaryota; Fungi; Ascomycota; Sordariomycetes; Glomerellales; Glomerellaceae. The record is from RefSeq and is a predicted model, not a curated record. The coding region runs from base 1 to 519 and encodes 172 amino acids. The transcript is spliced from 2 exons.